AUUCAAGGUUAUGUUCGAAAAUAUAAAUAAUUAAACCAUAAACUUUGCCAACAUAAACAUAGGUAGAUAGAAAAAUAGAAAAUAUUUACGAUUAAGCCCCUAUUAUUCAACCACAUCGUAUUGUAGUCUACACUUGUGGUUUCUUGACCUUAAUGGAGGGGACUAAUUUAUAAAUUUGUUACGUGCGAAAAUGGACGAGCUUAGUUUUGCUUACACGUCGAAGCGACUGGCACCCCCCUUAGACGAUUCGCGACAUAAGGGUCAAGCAGGCCGGAUAGGUGUAUUCGGCGGUUCUCUCGAGUACACGGGUGCUCCGUAUUUUGCCGCAAUUAGUUCCUUGAAAGUUGGCGCAGAUUUAGUGCACGUCUUUUGUUCUAGAGAAGCGGGACCGGUGAUAAAGUCGUACAGUCCCGAAUUAAUUGUUCAUCCUUUAUUGGAUGACAAAGAAGCGGUUAAGAAAAUUAGGCCCUGGCUUGAAAGGCUUCAUGUUAUUUUAAUAGGACCUGGAUUGGGUCGCGAACCGUCGACUUUUGAUGUAAUCAGAGAGAUUAUUGGUAUUUGCAGAGGUGACAAGAAACCUUUAGUGAUUGAUGCCGAUGGUUUAUUUCUGGUUACUCAGGAACGUGACCUUAUAAAGGAUUAUCCAGCACCGGGCGUAAUAUUAACACCAAAUGCCGCCGAAUACGCACGUCUUGUGGGCGAAGAAAAGGGAACUGAAAAGAAUGAUAAUAAAGCCAUACUUGCCUUAGGAAAUACAAUAACUAUAUUACGUAAAGGAGCUGAAGACCAAAUCAUGGAUUAUGCAAAAACAAUUAAAGUUGUUGGUGGCGGUUCUGGUAGGAGAUGUGGUGGACAAGGUGAUUUGCUAGCCGGUGCUUUAGCUACAUUUUAUACAUGGACUUUACAACAUAGUAUGGAACCAGAUGUACUUCAUGACGAUCGUGCGAUGAUUGCAUGUUUCGCUGCUUGCCGGUUAACUAGAGAGUGUAAUAGUAGAGGAUUUUUGAAGAAAGGAAGAGGCAUGGUGUGUUCGGAUAUGAUAGAAGAAAUUCCAUAUGUAUUUCGGGACCAAUUUGAAUUGCAUUAAUUUUAACAUGACUAUGAUACUUUCAAAUUUGGAUUAUUCACUUAUUUAUAA
This is a messenger RNA of Photinus pyralis (common eastern firefly), 1138 nucleotides long. RefSeq names its product ATP-dependent (S)-NAD(P)H-hydrate dehydratase. Lineage: Eukaryota; Metazoa; Arthropoda; Insecta; Coleoptera; Lampyridae. Gene Ontology annotation, molecular function: ATP-dependent NAD(P)H-hydrate dehydratase activity. Bases 191 to 1087 code for a protein of 298 amino acids. Gene Ontology annotation, biological process: metabolite repair. The record is from RefSeq and is a predicted model, not a curated record. The transcript has 2 exons.